This is a messenger RNA of Culex pipiens pallens (northern house mosquito), 2101 nucleotides long. RefSeq lists its product as uncharacterized. The coding region runs from base 560 to 1879 and encodes 439 amino acids. NCBI's taxonomy places the organism in Eukaryota, Metazoa, Arthropoda, Insecta, Diptera, Culicidae. The transcript has 7 exons. The record is from RefSeq and is a predicted model, not a curated record.
UCCGGCCGGCAGUCAGCGUUGGACGAGCCGAGAGUGUGGACGCGUGCGCGCCAAUUUCUCUCUUCCAGUGAGAAGAGUUCGCAAAAAAGAGAGUGAGAAUUUGCGCGAAUUUUGCGUUGGUCAAAAAGGACCAAAGGAUCGGCGCGGGACGGGAUUCGAUCGCGGGUGCUUUCGCUUGCAAGUCGGUUUAUGCAAAUCGUCGCUCGAGAAGAGAGGAGAAGUGGCGCAGGUUCGGUUAUUUUUGCACAGGUGUUUUCGAAAACGUGAAUAAUCACGCGAGUUGCCAUUAAGCUAAUAGGUGAAUAUCGAUAGCGAUCAAUUCCUGCAAGGUGUUAAGCCGCACACGAAGCAUUCCGAAUAAAUCAACUGUGAAUAGAAGAGAAGAAGAGAAGCAGUGCCAGCAAGAAUCUCGCCACAGAAGAAAGUGAAUUCACUAGACUUGGUCACAGUGUCGAAGAACCUACGGUACUACUACGGUGGUCAACCCGGUGUUGACCCCCCCUCACACAUCCCACGCGUCCAAACCAGCUACGAAGACCCGAUCAUAGCGCUGGCGAGCAUGGCGAGAAUUACGGAGAACCAUUUAUCAACGAAGCUGGCAAUACUAACCGUCGCAUUGUUCUGUUUGACAGAACAUCACCUCGUUGAGGCAUUCGCGAGGGAUGCAACAGUUCGAAGAUCAUCAGAACUACAGAGCGGCAACCACAGCAGGAAUCACCCGUUCCACAUAAAUCAUCCUCGAUCGAGUCGCAGCAGCAGCAACUACAGUGGCGCCAUCAGCCGCAGCAACGAUCUUGUCCGAAUCAACGGCGCUAAGCCUGCGGAUCACCACCGGUACGGUGGACUCAACAAGACCCAGUACAUGUACGAGCACGUCCAAACCGGGUCUGUGACGUUGCCCCGCGGAGGACGCGCCUUCCUCGAGCCGGACCAGAACAGGACGCUGGCGUACACGGCGAAGCUGGACACGGCCGUCUACCGCCAGAAGCCCCACCACGGCAGAAACCGCGCCCAGCACCGUCAACGCCACAUGGACUGGACCUCGGCGGCGAUCGCCACCACCGGUGGAAACCGCCGCUCGUUCCACGAACCGGGCGUCAAGUCAACCGUCGUGAACGGCCUCUGCAUCAAGUGUCCGGCCGAGAAGACCGCCAUCGCACGCAAGGGUCUCGACGGGGUGCUGAUCGAGCCGCCGAUGCUGACGACCUGCCGCAACCAGCCGAUUUCACGCGACCUGUACGAGCUCGAGACGCUGUUCGGGAACAAGUUCAACUUUGUGCUGCCCCACUCGGCCGGCGGGGUUCCGUACUCCUUUCUGGCGCGGGUUGUCAACGCGCGCUCCGGCAAGGUCGUCCAGACGUGCGACUUGCGGUACAAAGUGAUCGUGAAGCAGUGCGGUCGGUAUCACCCCAAGAGUAAGGAUCUGAAGGUGGCGUGCGAUUUGGGGCAGAUCUGGGGAUCGAAGUGCACGUUUCACUGCAGAAAUGGGGGGUAUUUGAGCGCGCCAGGGGCGUUUGUAGAGUGUAGCGAGGAGCAGACCUGGGAGGGUGACGAACCGUACUGCAGCUAUAAUGAGGUUUCCGACGACUACGCGUACGACACCGACACCCAGCUCGGUUCUGACUGCACCUACCAGAUCCCCCCAAACAACGGCCGGUUUGCGUGCGAAAUUAAACCCACCUCCGGCAACGACCUGUACGUUCCGACGGGGACCGUCUGUCGGAUCAAGUGCAACGACCACUUCGAGAUCCCGCCCCAUCUGCGGUCGGCGUCCGUUUUCGAGUGCCACGAGGGCCGCUGGAAUUCCACGAUGCGACACUUUUGCCACAAGGCGGGCAGCAGCUCCGGAAUGCAGCUCCCCAAGCGGAGGUACGGCUAAACGGUGCAUCACCAUAAGAAAACGCUAGGACGUAAAAGAUAAAAACGCUUGAUUUAUUGCUCCCUUAAUAUGAGUGUGUGGAAACGAGUACGCGAACUUGGAUGUGAUUUGUUUGAAUGGAAACCGCGUGAGGGUAGGUCGCGAAGAAAAUUUCAAAGCUUUUGUAUUUAGCAUUUCGUGAUUUCUAUAUGCACCACUAAAGCAAAAAAACAAAAACGAAAA